GUGGUUUGAAAGGAAAGGAGAGUAUUUCGUUUUUUCUUUUCUUUCUUCACAAGAAGAAGAAGAAGAAGAAGUAGAAAAAAGAGCUCUCUCUCUCUCUCUCUCUCUCUCUCUCACUCACUCGCUUUCUCUCUCUAACUCUCUAAUUUCUCUCUCAUAAUUUUGGGAUUUGAUGGCAAAUAGAGAAAUUUUGCCAGUGGAAUUUGGUACAUUUUCGAGUUGUUGAGAAGAUAUUGAGGCUUGAUUUGUGAAAGGUUUGGUGCAGCUUGUUGGAUUUUGGAAGGAUAUAUAAUAGGUGCAAUUCUUGGAGAUUUGAGAUCGGCUUCCUGGUGAAAAGGAUCGGGAACGUAUAUAGAGACCUCAAUUUGAAACUUCGAUUUGUUCCUUUUUCUCUGCUAAAUAGCUAUAUGUGAGGGUUCGAAGAUCAGCUGAAAGUUGCUGUGAAUUUAACGUGUUGUUCUAGCGUACAUGGUAUCAAUUCAUCUGUCCUGAAGUUCCUUUUGAAGGAUAGUAAUCAGAGUAGAUAAGAUUGAGCGGAUUUUGUUUCACUGAUUUAUUAGAUUUUGGAAGGGAAAAGUGAGGUAAAGUUUUCUCUGUGGAAGAGUUGUUGAUCGCGGUGGAAGAGAAUUAGAGGUUUUGCAGGUGUGCAGAGAGGGAGAUGGAGAGGAACAACACUCACUCCAGCAAUAGAGAUGGGCUGUUGUUGAGAUCCGAAUCCAGGUCAGCCGCUACGUCUUCGUCUGACUUCGUGUUACAGUGGGGGAACCGGAAAAGGCUACGCUGCAUGAAGGUCCAGGUGAAGGACCAUAGUAAUAACAUCAAUAACGGGUCCGGGCCGGCUCAGCGGGCAACGGCCCGGAUCGAUAGGCGGGUGGUCAGGUCGGAUCUCAAUAAUAAUAGUAGUAAGGAUCCGAAUUCAAAUCAGCUGACCAGCAAUAAUGCUGGUAAGGGUAACGGCGUUAAUAACGGAUAUUUGAAUCUCCGUCAGCGUCCGGCUUCUCCCUCUCAUCGUAUCUUGAGGAAUUCAGAGAGUUCACUUGGUAUGCGGGGACAUAGCAACGGCGUAAGGGGAUUGGCAUCCCCAGAUAGAGGUGAUAAGAGAAGUGGUGCAGCUGGCAACAAUAAUAGUAGCCACCACACUAGUAACAAGAACAACAACAAUAAUGGUAGCAAUCAUAAUGACAACCACUACCACCACCACGGCGGCGGCGGAGGAGGUGGUGGUUCUGGGUCAUCGGAGACAGCCCAUGAUGGGAAAAAAGGUGGGUCCUCCGGCGGUGAUACAAUCGCCGCCAUGUGGCCUCCAAAGUUCGUGAUCGCCUUGACAAAUAAGGAGAAAGAAGAGGAUUUCUUGGCAAUUAAAGGGUCCAAGCUCCCUCAGAGACCAAAGAAGCGAGCCAAGUUUAUCCAGCGCACGCUCAACUUGGUGAGUCCUGGUGCCUGGUUAUGCGAUUUGACCCUGGAACGGUACGAGGUCAGGGAGAAGAAAGUUUCCAAGAAGAGACCUAGAGGGUUGAAGGCUAUGGGAAACAUGGACUCAGAAUCAGAGUAGCGAAAUGUUAGGAGAUAACCAGUGUCCAUAUAUAGAAAUAGUGAAGAAAUUUAUGUCAGUUGAAAAUUGAGGUCGUGAGAAUAUUUCUCGUCUGCUUCUCCUUUUUGCGGAUUUUAACCAUCUGGGGCUGAAAUUCAUACGGUUUAAUAUAAUCGGUCUGUCUUUGUUUUUUAGCAUAUAUUAGUCAUCCAUCUUCAAUAAUUACAUUAAA
Molecule: messenger RNA, 1760 nt
Organism: Sesamum indicum (sesame)
Lineage: Eukaryota; Viridiplantae; Streptophyta; Magnoliopsida; Lamiales; Pedaliaceae
Source: RefSeq, a predicted model, not a curated record